Molecule: messenger RNA, 447 nt
Organism: Eruca vesicaria subsp. sativa (arugula)
Lineage: Eukaryota; Viridiplantae; Streptophyta; Magnoliopsida; Brassicales; Brassicaceae
Source: the annotation of a GenBank genome assembly
AUGGAGGAUAUGCACACCAAUAAGCAGACCGGUGAGGUGCAAGAUCCUGUUGCUAGAGAGUUGUUGGACACUUUGAAGAAGAUGAAAGCAGAUAAAGAAGCACAACUCCAACAGUCUCAGAUGUGUGUAGUUGAAGGAUCUACAGCUUCAAACGUGAUGUCCCGCGAAGAGAUUAACCAGAUGGUUCUUGAGAAUGUCCCAGUUAAGAAAGGUCGUCGCUAUGGUUUAGGCCGUGUUUCAGAGGGGAUCUCCUCUAGUAGCCAAGCAACCUUUUCUUCCUCGGGAAUUAUGAAUGUGAUGGAACAGCUCAAGACGGAUCUCGAUGAAGAGCGGACAAAGCGACGGGCUUUGGAGGCAGAACUUCGGGCCGUCAGUGAUUUCAUCUCUCGGGUUUAUCCGGAAGAUUUCUCAGCUUCACAAGCCUUCUCAGCUUCACAGCCCGAGUAA